Molecule: messenger RNA, 1389 nt
Organism: Laccaria bicolor S238N-H82
Lineage: Eukaryota; Fungi; Basidiomycota; Agaricomycetes; Agaricales; Hydnangiaceae
Exons: 3
Coding region: 1-1389 (462 amino acids)
Biological process (GO): peroxisome organization
Cellular component (GO): peroxisomal membrane
Source: RefSeq, a predicted model, not a curated record
AUGGCUGGGAUGUCGUCUGCAGCAGCCACGAGCGCUGUUCCCCUCCUCUCCGACUUCCUGAGUAGUGUUCCUUCGCAGCUGACCACGGCACUCAUCCACCUGGCGCCAUACAUCUCGCUGCUGAAACGGACAGCCGUGGUGAUUAGCUGGAGAUCGUCCUGGUUCGAGAGCUGGCUCGUAGUUGGGGGUUGUUUCUUUCUACCCCUCGUUUUACUCGUAAUUUUACCUUUUACGAACCGUCGACAAAAUGCUCGACCGUCGAAUGCUCUGGCUCCCGUCACGGAGUAUGCCCUUCAGGCUAUCAUCACAGACUUGACUAUCAUUCAAUCUCUAUUCCCUCAAUUCGCCCCUCUGCCCGCCAUCUCACUCAGCAUCCUUCUACGCGUAGUCAUUCUUUCUUAUAUUCCCUAUCUUUUCUUGACCUGCUACCUUUCCCUUUCUGUGAUCUUCGCCGUCGUCGGAACCGUCAUCCUCACAUGGCGCGCCCCUUGGGCAACCAUUCUCCGUGCCACCGUUUGGCGUAGUGCUUGGUUUCGCUGGACUUUGUACGCUGGUUGGGCGCGCUUGACUGGGCAACCACUUCCGUCACGAACCCUUUCACUCCAACCAAAAAUCUCCUCAACCAAUCCCGUUCGAUCCAUCCGGUUUCUCUUUACAAUCUAUGAGAACCAACGUUGGUGGAUGGGGUUGGAUUGGACCGCUGCCCUUCUGCCCGGAGAACGCCCAUCGUGGUGUUCUGCAGCUCAACAUCCUGUCUCCCCGCCAAAUGCUUUCUCCCUCCCCAAUAUUACCACUGUGUAUCUCCCAGACGGAAAUGGCCGAACGCUAAAGCGGACCGCAACAUGGAAAUGGGAGGAACCGGAGUGGCGCGUCUUGGUUCGGAAAAGUGGAGGCGGGUUAAGUCGCAUUGAGCGCCCCCUUCCUGCAAUCAAAGAAGAUAAUUCGAAUGGAAGCCGUUUGCUGAAGGCGGCGGGAAUGUUUCGUGAAUCAGGGAGUUUAGGAAACGUCAGCUCAACUCCCCCCGAUAAAAUAUCUGACGAAGGACAGCCGGAGGAUGUCGAAGACGGUAUUGAAGAGGAGUCCAGCACGGACGCUGAUGGUUGGGUUUAUGGCGAUAACAAGUGGGAAGGCCAAGGUAGUCGUGGUGGAAUGGGGAAGUACACCCGUUACAGGAGGUGGACUCGAGUCGCCUUUCUCAGUGAGAUCGUAGAUGUCGUGGACACGGAUUGUGUGGGGAUCACGAGAGAGCCUACGUCCUCACUGGACGCCGUUCCGCCCACAAAUAUCCUCGACAUACCUACUAAUGUUGACAAUCCACCUGAAAACCCUUUGCGGCAGAGACUUAAAUUGGCUUUGGCAAAAGGUGCUACACAAUCUGUAGUACCGUGA